Molecule: messenger RNA, 1043 nt
Organism: Rosa chinensis
Lineage: Eukaryota; Viridiplantae; Streptophyta; Magnoliopsida; Rosales; Rosaceae
Product: mediator of RNA polymerase II transcription subunit 20a
Exons: 6
Coding region: 429-803 (124 amino acids)
Biological process (GO): regulation of transcription by RNA polymerase II
Cellular component (GO): mediator complex
Molecular function (GO): transcription coactivator activity
Source: RefSeq, a predicted model, not a curated record
UUUACUCUUGUGUAUGGACAGACCAUAGAGCAGCAUCUCCCUCGGGCCGCGAAACAGCCCCUAAAAAUCACACUAGCUGAGCCUGAGUUGAUUGCCCUCUCUCCAGAGAAUCUGAGCCCUAAGCCAGAACAGUUGAAAUCGAAGACGAUGCCGCUAAAAUGGGUUUUGCAUUGGCAACCCAAUGCAGGGACGACGGUGAACAGUCAGAUCAUCAACGAAGUCACGCAGGUUGUGGAGAGCAUCAAUGGGAUUAAGGAAGGCAGGUGGAAAGCCACCAUCACUUUCUACAAACCCCUGCUUCGAGAGCAGGCUUUGGUGGGGAAUACCCGCGUGAUUUCUUGGGGAUUGCACUGCCAGAGCAGCCAAAUAAGUACUACCUUAUAAUCCGACCGCUUCGCAUAGUUCUUGAAGCUGAUUCUACGAUUACAAUGAUUAUGGAGAAACUGCAGUCUUACAAACAGAGGGUCUCGCUUAAUUUUGAGGGAUUUCAAUAUCAACUAGGGGACUUCCAAUUGAGAGUGGGGAAAGUCCUUCCGAAUCAGUCUGAGAAUUUGAGAGGAAUAGUUAUGGAGGUGGAGUACCUACCCAUUUCUUCAAUGGAAAAGGCAAGGCAAAUCAUGGAAGAGUUUAUGACUAUAUGGGAUCAGGCUGUGUUGAAAAGAGCAUUACCAGGCCACUUUGUGCAUAUGGAACCAAACUUUGGUGAGUUUGGCCUUGGAGACCAGUAUACUUCACAACACACUGCCGUCCAAUAUGCUGCUGUUAUGGCUCAACUAAUUGCGACCGUGCAAGGAAGAAAUUAGGAACAAGAAGAUCUUCAUGUUUGCCACUUGCACAACUGGUUUGAUGUGUUAAUGUUUUCAAUCCCAGUUUACUCUGGGACCAAGGGGAGGAAUGAACAUCCAAGUUAGGUUUUGGUUCCGUAAAGUACAUGGUAGUUUGUUAAAUGGAAAACAUAGUCCUGUUACUCUCAUCACCUUGUUGAAUUCUUUAGAGUUGAAAGAACGCUUUGGUUUUCGAUGGAAGACCGAAAGCAUAUGGUA